AUGGUGAAGAUUCCUCGGGUAACUGUUCGGACGAGUUUCCUGGCCUGGGCUGCCAUCACCUUGGCGUUUGCCUGGACAGGCCCUUUACCUUGGCGGAUUCUUCCAGGCCAUGUUGAUGGAGUCUCCGAGCCUCCUCCGGUGGAGUUCGAUCGGAACCGGGAUCCCUUCAUAGAUGCCGUGGCGGGCACCAUCUGUGCCUGCAUCGCGUUCAGCCUCCUUUGGUUGAAUGAGGGCCAUGCGGUUAGGAUAGAGCAGCUGCUUGAUUUGGUGCGGCGUCGUGUCAUCGAGAUCGGGCCUACUGCUGUCCCCGGAAACCAGAGGCAGCUCGUAUUUCUGCAUGGGGACGCGACAUCAGCGGACCAGUUGGUGCUGCCAGAAUGGGCGAACAUCUCCGCCCCUGCCAACUCUGCCAAGCUCAGAGCGCAAGCCUUGAUGUACCAGUGGGAGCGGCAUGUGAUAGACGAAAACAAGACGAUUUACAAGAAAGUUUGGAAGAACCACCGGAUCAACUCGGACCGGUUUCAACAUUCUGGACAUGACAACCCCGUCUUCCCAGUCGCUCCGACGUGCAUGAAGUUGGCGAAGGUGGCCGUGGGAGACUUUGUCCUGUCCAAGAAGAUGUUGCUUGGGAUGCAAGAACCUUCUAAACCCUAA
This is a messenger RNA of Symbiodinium sp. CCMP2456, 654 nucleotides long. NCBI's taxonomy places the organism in Eukaryota, Dinophyceae, Suessiales, Symbiodiniaceae. The record is from the annotation of a GenBank genome assembly.